Molecule: messenger RNA, 735 nt
Organism: Trypanosoma theileri
Lineage: Eukaryota; Euglenozoa; Kinetoplastea; Trypanosomatida; Trypanosomatidae
Product: putative serine/threonine protein kinase
Exons: 1
Coding region: 1-735 (244 amino acids)
Biological process (GO): polyphosphate catabolic process
Cellular component (GO): cytoplasm
Molecular function (GO): phosphatase activity; endopolyphosphatase activity
Source: RefSeq, a predicted model, not a curated record
AUGAAAGACGAAUAUGCACGUGUGGAGACUGUUACCACCUCUCCUACAGGUCGUGUAGUGAUUGUAGGUGAUAUUCAUGGUUGUUUAGCUCAACUGCAGGAAUUACUUCGUGUUGUGGGUUUUAAUAAAGAAAAGGAUCUCCUCAUCUCAGUUGGGGAUAUGGUGAAUAAAGGACCAGACUCCAUUGGUGUGUUAACACUCCUGCGAAGUCUCGGUGUACGUAGUGUAUUAGGUAAUCAUGAAGUGAAACUACUGAAACUGAGAAAAGCAUUACGUAAAGAAGGUGAAAUACCGAAAAAGUAUCGUGAUUCCACGUUAGCACCAUUAGCAAAAGAUCUUCCAUUAGAAAUGGAAACUUAUCUUUCUCAACUUCCACAUAUUUUACGUAUUCCAUCUCAUAAUCUUAUUAUUGUGCAUGCUGGUCUUCAUCCUCAACUUCCACUGGAACGUCAACGAGUAAAAGAUAUCACGACAAUGCGUAAUCUCAUUUCACAUGCGGAUGGAUCUCUGGAAGUCUCUGAGGAAACAAAUGCGGGAGUGCCGUGGGCUUCACUUUGGCGUGGACCGGAAGUGGUGGUGUUUGGACAUGAUGCCCGGCGAAAUGUGCAGCAGCUGCCGUUUGCAUUUGGACUCGAUAGUCGUUGUGUGUACGGUGGGAAACUCACCGCAUUAAUUUAUCCAGGCGGAUCCCUAGUGUCUGUGCCUGGAUGGACAGCAGGAAGUCCUAACAUGUGA